AUGAAAGAUCACCAAACUCGAAGCUGCAACGCUGCAACCUUUGGCUCCUCAAACCUGAAGUAAAGGUAUCCGAAUUUCCCACACCUCAUCUCAUCUCAUAAUUUCAACUUCAAAAGAAGCAAAACACAAACAACAAACAACCACAAACUAAUAACAACACAACCACAAACCAACAAUCAAAAUGAUCUCCAAUAUCCUUGCCAAGAGCAACAUUGCAAGCAUUGCCAAGACCGUCAAGACCACCUCAGAGAAGAUGAAGCCUCUCGGAGAAGAAUACUGCCCUCACGAGUUGGAUGUCAUCUGCCAGAGAGGAAAGGCCGCCUACAAGCACAACGCUCACUUCCGAAAGCUCAUCGAGAACUACCUCGAGAGAUACUCUGGUGCUUCCUCAAGAUUGGAAAAAUCUGCCGUCGUCUCUGACAUCGUCGACAAGGUCCGAGAGCUCAGCCCCGGAGGUGGCUUCAUCAGAAACAUUGGCGGAUGGUACUUCGCCUGCGGAGACGCCAUCGCACGAGAAAAGGUUGGAGGAACCUUCCGUGAAUACCUCGAUGACCAAUACAAGUCAUCCACCAAGGCAAAGAAGCGCCGCCGAGAAGCCGCUGCCGCCACAACCGAUGCCACCGACGUCAAACCCGUUGCACCCAAGAGCAGCUCCACACCCUCCAAGCCCUCUACACCUCCCAAGCCCUCUACGCCUCCCAAGUCUUCCAGACGCCUUUCUGAGAUCAGUGUCGUGAGCUUCGAAUCCGGCCCCGAGUCUGCUCCAGCCAGCCCGGCCCCCAAGCGUCGUCGUGUCAUGGAGCCCAAGGCUUUCGAGAUUGCUGCCGCCAUGAAUAUGCCCGUGUUUCCUGGUGAUAUUGCUACUUGCGACAAAACCUUCCAGCUGGACCUGUCGAGCGUGGACCAUCUCUUGCUUCACGACGACGAACCCCUUCCCGCAAUGAUCUCUCCGGAUAGUCUCAACUUCCCUUCCUUCGACUACAUGACUCCUGAGUGCCAACAGUCCGACGAUCAAGUGGACAAUUUCGACAUUCUGCUGUCAAAGAUUUGUCCUUUGUAAGCGUGGGGUGACAUCAUACUGUGCCUGAAAAGAAGGCACCCAAAAUAAGGAAAGCAACAUGUAAUGCAUAUAAUAUAAUACAGAAAAAC
Seminavis robusta is the source of this 1149-nucleotide messenger RNA. NCBI's taxonomy places the organism in Eukaryota, Bacillariophyta, Bacillariophyceae, Naviculales, Naviculaceae. The record is from the annotation of a GenBank genome assembly.